CUGCCUGAAUCUGACACUACGGUUCCCCAGUGUCAUGGUGUGGAACACGAAGAUGCAGUAGAACCGGCGGAAUCGGAAGCCUCGACCAACGCAACACUAAGGAGAUCACAACGAAAAGCAAGUCAAAUUGAUGAGGCACUGUUGAGGGAGGAAAGUUGUGGUGAUCGUGUAACGAGUACGCACGCACCGCGGUACAGUUUCCAGUCCGAUACCGAGUUCGCGCUAUUCGAUUUCGAUUCCUAUUCCGAAUACUACAAUUGGCGUCGCGGCAUGGAGUUGCGCACUAUCGAAUCCCUGAAUCUACAUUCACAUCCGUCUGAGGUUGAAGAAUGGGUCGAACGUUUCGAGCUCUGGUGCAGCCUACGGCAGAACGGAAAACAGGAUCAAUCCGUACUAUUUCUCACGGUGGGUGGAAAGGAAAUGUAUUCUUUGCUGAAGAAUCUCGCUUUCCCCGACAAUCCGGCCAAGUUACCAUUCCCGAUACUGAAACAACUGCUUCUUGCCCACGUGAUUCCUGUUGAUUUCCAAGCUACUGAGAGGGCAAAAUUCAAUUCGUUGGUUCGUGCCGAGUCAAUGCCCUGUCGAGAUUUCAUCCUGUUGCUCAACAAACAGGCUUCCAAGUGUAAUUAUGGAGACAGACUGGAGGAGCAAUUGUGUGAUCGCCUUAUUGCAGGCAUUAACAAUAUGAAUCUCCAGAGAAAGUUGCUGGAAAAGAAGGAUCUAACAUUUUCCGAGGCUAGGAGGAUAUGUGAGCAGCAUGAUGAUCUCACUGCAGCAACAACCCGGUACUGCAAAGUGGCUUGCGAAAUUUCUGGAACCACUCCGGCCGUAUUAGCCAAAUACGGCCUAUGGGAAUCUUUUGAAUUCAUGAAUACGAUCUGGGAACAGCAAUUUGCACGAUGUCUGUCUCAAAUCACUCGGGGCACGGAACUGGAAAAAAUUGAUUGGAUAUUUGAAUUGUAUGAUCUGAACGGUGAUGGCUAUAUCACUCGGGCGGAAGUCCAUGAGGUGGCCACGGCUAUUUUUGACCUUCUACGUCCUAAGUCGGAAACGUGUCGAGAGUUGAAUACGGUUGAAGAACGAGUGAAUACGAUGAUGGAGACAUACGAUUUGGACAAAGAUGGUCGAAUAUCCAAAGAAGAUUUCGUCAACGUAUCCACAAAGGAUCCACAAUUUAUUGCCAAUUUAAACGUAUUCGGGACACAACUGUAA
Messenger RNA from Echinostoma caproni, 1212 nucleotides. The record is from the annotation of a GenBank genome assembly. NCBI's taxonomy places the organism in Eukaryota, Metazoa, Platyhelminthes, Trematoda, Plagiorchiida, Echinostomatidae.